Messenger RNA from Chironomus riparius, 1300 nucleotides. The record is from the annotation of a GenBank genome assembly. NCBI's taxonomy places the organism in Eukaryota, Metazoa, Arthropoda, Insecta, Diptera, Chironomidae.
UUAUUCUUCAGGAAAGUUCAGAACAGAUUGAAAGAAAUAUGAAAGUCAAUGAUUUUGUCAACUUAAUAUUUUUACUGUGCAUUAUCAUUAAUUACUCAUCGGGUGAACAGCUCCAAUGCGAUUAUAUUAAGCAUAGCGAUGGUUAUAAUUGUGAGAUGAGAAGUGUGUUUGAAGAAAAUAAAGAAAUUACAUCAGUAAUCGGUGAACACAAAUUUGGCAAAAAUGAUACUGAUGUGGAAGUAUUUUUCAUUACUGAUUCAAGUAAAACAAAGUUCGUCCCGACAAAAGUUUGUGGAGUUUUGACUAAAUUAACUAAAUUUGAUAUUUAUGGAACAACCAUAAGUGAAUUAAAGAAAGAAAUUUUUGAAGAUUGCACUGAUCUUAAGAAGAUUGUCAUUAAGUAUGUCAAACUUAAGACUUUGGAAGAAGAUCUUUUCACUAAAGUUGACAAUUUAGAAAGUUUUGUCCUAGGAUUUACUCAUGUUGAAAUUUUACCACAAAAGCUUUUUGCAAAUAACCAAAAACUUAAAUUCCUUGACUUGUCAUUUAACAAGCUUAAACAAAUAACAACGGAAUUCCCAAAUACACUCACAAUGUUAUCACUAAUGAACAACGAUUGCAUUGAUGGACAUUAUGACUCUCGAAGUUUGAGCGGUUCAACGACAAUAGACAAAUUAGUUAAGGACACGUACAGAAAAUGUGCACCCAACAAAACAUCAAUUAAUUCAAAUGAAACCUCGUAUGAAGCUAUUCGAGCAAGUAUAAUAGAAGAUCAGAUUAGUGAAAAUGAAAAUAAAUUAAAUGCUUUAGAGGCAGAUAUAGAGAAUUUGGAAGUCAAAAUGACAAAUAAAAUUGAAGAGAACUUAAGGACACUAAAAGCAUUCAAAUCAGACACUUCUGAUAAAAUUGAUAAUAUUAAAAAGGAAAUUACAGGAUUCGAAAAAACUUCAAAGGACCAAAGUGAGAAGUUCAUGACAUCUAAAAAUAAACUAGAUAAAGACUUGAGCAAUAUUAACUUGAAACUCGAGAAAAAUGAAGAUCUCAAGAGAAUGAGCGGGGAUUUAAGAGCCGAAAUUAACCGUAAUGAAAAUCUUUUGGUAACAUUAUUCUGCUUUCAACUGGUGAUGAUUGCAGCCGCAAUUUUCUUUGGAGUUUACAAAAAUUGUUAUUACAAUCGAAAUCAUGGAGCCAGACUGGUCAAUGACCAAACCAACCCUAAUUUUUAAUUAUAAUAAAGACGCUGUUUAAAAAUUAUUGUUUUAUGUCUAGAUCAAUAAAUAAAUAUUUUCAGUCAUAAUAA